AUGGCUGCUGCUCACCGUCUGGUUAUCGUGCGUCACGGGGAGAGUUCAUGGAACCAGGAGAACCGCUUCUGCGGCUGGUUCGACGCUGACCUCAGUGAGAAAGGCCUUGAAGAGGCCAAACGCGGAGCCCAUGCCAUCAAAGAAGCUGGCAUGAAGUUUGAUGUAUGCUACACCUCAGUGCUGAAGCGUGCCAUCAAGACCUUGUGGACAAUCAUGGAGGGCACAGACCAGAUGUGGCUGCCCGUGAUCCGUACCUGGCGUCUGAACGAGCGCCACUACGGUGGCCUGACCGGCUUGAACAAGGCAGAGACGGCAGCCAAGCACGGAGAGGAGCAGGUGAAGAUUUGGCGGCGCUCUUUCGACAUCCCCCCUCCUCCCAUGGAUAAGGACCACGCUUUCCAUAAGAUCAUCAGUGAGUCUCGCCGCUACAAGGGUCUUAAGCCAGGGGAGCUGCCUACUUGUGAGAGUCUGAAAGACACGAUUGCUAGAGCCCUACCCUUCUGGAAUGAUGUCAUUGCCCCAGAGAUCAAGGCUGGUAAAAACGUCAUCAUUGCAGCCCAUGGCAACAGUCUCCGUGGCAUCGUGAAGCACUUGGAGAGCAUGUCUGAUGCAGCUAUCAUGGAGCUGAACCUGCCCACUGGCAUUCCUAUUGUCUACGAGCUGGACAAGGACCUGAAGCCCAUCAAACCCAUGCAGUUCCUUGGGGAUGAGGAGACAGUACGCAAGGCCAUGGAAGCUGUGGCAGCCCAGGGCAAGGUGAAGAAGUGAGGCGACAGGAAAUGAUGCAGAGACUGACAGCUUUCUCCCUUCAUUCAUGUUCCUACCUGCAGUCUAUUCCAGCAUGGGAAAGGGCUACUCAUUGGUCCAAGGACCAAUAAAGCACUCUCCGGACGG
Molecule: messenger RNA, 894 nt
Organism: Chanos chanos (milkfish)
Lineage: Eukaryota; Metazoa; Chordata; Actinopteri; Gonorynchiformes; Chanidae
Gene: pgam2
Product: phosphoglycerate mutase 2 (muscle)
Exons: 3
Coding region: 1-768 (255 amino acids)
Biological process (GO): glycolytic process
Molecular function (GO): intramolecular phosphotransferase activity
Source: RefSeq, a predicted model, not a curated record